AUGGGCUCAUGCGUCUCGCUCUCGGCGGCGCCGCCGCCGCCGACAGUGGCCACGGCGAAGGUGGUGCACGUGGACGGCCCCAUCGUGCAGUUCGCGACGCCCGUCACGGCGCGGGAUGCUCUGGGCAGCGAUGCCGCCAGCUCCUCGAGCUUCCUCUGCAGCUCCGACGAGCUCCGGUUCGACUUGCCCGCCCGCGCGCUGGCGACCGAGGAGGCGCUCCAGCCCGGGUGCCUGUACUUCGCGCUCCCCGUGUCCAUGCUCCGCCGGCCGCUCUCCGGGCAGGAGAUGGCCGCCCUCGCCGUCAAGGCAAGCUCCGCUUUGGCCACCCUCGCCAACAGCUGCAAAGGGCGGGGUCGUCGGAGCGGAUGA
Lolium rigidum is the source of this 369-nucleotide messenger RNA. RefSeq lists its product as uncharacterized. Lineage: Eukaryota; Viridiplantae; Streptophyta; Magnoliopsida; Poales; Poaceae. Bases 1 to 369 code for a protein of 122 amino acids. The record is from RefSeq and is a predicted model, not a curated record. The transcript has a single exon.